This is a messenger RNA of Limulus polyphemus (Atlantic horseshoe crab), 5149 nucleotides long. RefSeq names its product casein kinase I-like. Gene Ontology annotation, biological process: positive regulation of canonical Wnt signaling pathway; signal transduction; peptidyl-serine phosphorylation. The coding region runs from base 88 to 1416 and encodes 442 amino acids. The transcript has 11 exons. Gene Ontology annotation, cellular component: nucleus; cytoplasm; plasma membrane. Gene Ontology annotation, molecular function: ATP binding; protein serine/threonine kinase activity. NCBI's taxonomy places the organism in Eukaryota, Metazoa, Arthropoda, Merostomata, Xiphosura, Limulidae. The record is from RefSeq and is a predicted model, not a curated record.
GAGUUUUUCACUGGACUCUGUGUGAGUGAGGACGAAAGUCUCGAAAUUGGUAUAAUGUAAAUACUUGAAAGGAACAGGUGAAACAUUAUGCAGAAACGACAAGAAACAAGACAGAUUGCUAAAACAAGUAUUGUGCCAAGGGGAACACAUAAUCAGCCAAGACCAUCUAGUUCUGGAAGUUCAGGAGUGUUGAUGGUUGGACCCAACUUCAAAGUUGGUAGAAAAAUAGGAUGUGGUAAUUUUGGAGAAUUGAGAUUAGGAAAAAACUUGUACAACAAUGAACAUGUUGCAAUAAAACUGGAACCAAUGAAAUCCAAAGCACCUCAACUUCACUUAGAAUAUAGAUUUUACAAGUUAUUAGGAAGUCAUGAAGGAAUACCAAAUGUGUACUACUUUGGACCAUGUGGCAAAUACAAUGCCCUGGUCAUGGAGUUGCAAGGACCCAGCCUUGAAGACUUAUUUGAUCUCUGUGAGAGAAAGUUUAGUCUUAAAACUGUUUUGCUAGUUGCUGUUCAGCUUCUACAUCGAAUUGAAUAUGUUCAUUCCAAACACCUUAUCUAUAGAGAUGUGAAGCCAGAGAAUUUCCUGAUUGGAAGACAUUCAACAAAAAAACAAAAUAUCAUACAGAUUAUAGACUUUGGUUUAGCAAAAGAAUAUAUAGAUCCAGAAACCAGCAAACAUAUACCUUACAAAGAGCACAAGAGCUUAACUGGAACAGCUAGAUACAUGAGUAUCAAUACUCACUUAGGCAGAGAACAAAGUAGACGAGAUGAUCUGGAAGCACUAGGCCAUAUGUUUAUGUAUUUUCUACGAGGUAGCUUACCAUGGCAAGGGUUGAAGGCAGAAACACUUAAAGAGCGUUAUCAAAAAAUUGGUGACACCAAAAGGACAACACCUGUGGAAGUACUGUGUGAGGGUUAUCCUGAGGAAAUGUCCACAUAUCUAAGAUAUGUGAGAAGGCUGGAUUUUUUUGAAACUCCAGAUUAUGACUACCUAAGAAAGCUGUUCCAGGACCUUUUUGAUAGGAAUGGUUAUCUGGAUACAGAUUUUGAUUGGUGUGGAAAGCAACAGGCAACACCUGUGGGUUCCAUUAGUAUUGCUCAGGAAGUUGUAGUUUCACCCAACAGAGAAAGACAUAUCACUUCUAAUGCAAGAGGAGCACAACAGAAGGCUGCUUGGAAUGAGCAUCAGAGGCCAUCUGGUGGAAACUUUUUAACUGGACAUUUAACCUUUGCUGAUCGUCAUGGCUCAGUACAGGUUGUGAGUUCAACUAAUGGAGAAUUGGGUAAUGAUGAUCCAGGAACUGGAUAUUCUAACACACCCAUCACAGGACCCGUAGAGGUUGAAGUUAUUUCAGAAGCAAAGUGUUGCUGUUUUUUCAAGAAGAAGAAGAAAAAACCUGUAAGACAAAAAUAAUAUACCAUACAGUGAGAAGAUCUUGGUUGUGUAAUAUAAUUUAGACAUUGUUCAGAAAAUCCUUUAACUUUUCUAUUAUUUGGCAAGUUUUAACACUUCAUACAUCCAUCUUGAUGAAACUGUUAAUAGGACAGCACUACGUUCCUUCAACUCUUUCUUUGUAUCACAUCCUAUAAUUGUGUGUUCUCGUUUUUCUGACAAACAGUAAGCUAAACUGAUGCUAUUUUAAUAUAAAAGUUCUCUUCUACCACACAAUGUCACAUUUAAUAUUUUUAUCUUUGCAAACACUUCUUAUAUAUCUGUAGCCAUGGUCACUAGAUAUUGGAACCUUAGUCUUUCAGAACGGCCUGAGAAUCCCAGUCACAUUGUAGUUCCUCAGCUGCUCAGCAUUCUUGCUUUGAUCCCAAGUACAAAAUGUCAUGCAUCUGGAGAAGAAAUUGUUUUACUCACUGUCAUUGCCGUGUUAUAAAUGAUGUGUCUUCGAUACUCCAAACUUUUUUUCUGUUGGAUGUCAGUACAUUUUUGAACCCUCAUCAUAUUGAUAAUUUCCUUGUUGAUAAUGUGCCAUGUAUUAAAAUGUUGAAGCAGCUGGUCCUUAGACUUCAAACUUCAUAAACAAUGGUUGUAGGUAUCUAACAAGAUGCCUUUAAAGAGCCUUGAUACAUAUUUACACCAUCAUUCUUCUGACUUUGAAACACACAAUACAAAUCAGUCUGUCAGUGUUCACCAAAGUUUCUCUCUAUAUUUGUAAAAACAAUUUGGUAAAAAAAAAAAGGAAUUUUAGAAAUGCUCUUCCGAAUCAUGUUUUGCAAAUAACUCUGGAUAUUAUACAAUCAGUGAAAUAGUAAAGUUUUUGGAAACCUCUGUGCAACCAUUCCCUCCUUACUUUUUGACAGCACAGUUGAUAAUCUUUAAAUAUAUAUAUAUAUUGAUUAAUUAAAAAGAAAUUGGUGAUCAGUCAUGAAGAUUCAAUGCUUCAGAAAACUGAUUAUUUGAAGUAUUAUCUUGUCUGUUUGUAUAUUCUUCCUUUCAUGAUUUAAUUUCUUAUAUUAUUCCAUCCAGUUAUCAUGUAAGCAUGACAAGAAGGUUUAUAGAUUUUAUAUUCAGAAGAUUUUUUCUUUAUGAUAGAAGUAUGAAAUGAUAAAAAUGGUGCCCCUUGUGGUAACUAAUCAGAUUUUUCUCAAGUAGAUAAGCGUCUCCAAUUUUUUGUCACAAUGUUAUUUCUGCAGGUGUGUCAUCAUAAGAAACUCAAAGAAACUGAUAAUAAAAUGUUUCAUAUGAUGUCAAAAAACAAACAAACCAUAAAUGAAAAGGAAAAUGUAAAAUUCACUGAAAAACAACAACUGUUGUGUAUACUUCACUGUGUGCUAAGGUACUUUAAUGUUAGCGCAAUUGAAACUUUUAAAUGUUAGCCCAGGUUUUAGGCAUUUGUUUAUGCUGUGUUAAAAUAAAUUGUAGAAAAACAAUUUAUGUACUUAUUUACUAUUCACUGCUGUGUUUUUCAGUCAUUGUCACCAUAAAGUUAUAUUCAAUUCACUGCACUGUUGUUAACCUUGUAUAAUUACAUCAUAUGUUUAUUCUAAUGACUCCUCAAUAGUAAUUGUGAUAUGCAUGUGUUCAAAUGUCCUUAAUUAAGUUAAGUAGGUGAUUAUUGAGAUAUAUAUAUAUGUAUAUAUAUGUGAAAGUUAAUGUGAUAAUUUUGUGAUGUAACAUUCUUGUUAAGAUUGGUUUUUCCUGUUUUACUAUAUCAGAUAUAAUUCAUGCUUGUAUGUUGUCUUAACUAUCUGUAUAUACAAUGUCUAAGAUUUCAUUUUUUAUGUUGUUACUGUGUACAUACAUACAGAUAUAUAUAAAUUUCUAAACCAGCCCAAGUGACCAUUAAUAAAUAAGAAAGACAUGAUUUUCAACAGUUCUGUUUUAUUCAAUAGCAUUUUCACAGCAUCGGAUGACUGCUCCUGUUUCUUGAGGUAUCUUUAAAAAUCCCCAUUUUUAAAAUUUUAAGUGGUUAAAACAGUGUAACCAUGUACAAAUAUUGAAUUAAAAUACAGAGGUUUGAUUGCAAAAAUAUUAUAACCAAGCAUUAACAACAUUUUUAUCUGGUAAAUCUUUUUAUUAAAAGAAAAUUAAUCAAAUAAAACUGAAUAAUGGAAAAAAAGUGGAAUGAAAACAAGUUAGUAAUCUGGAGUUAUGUGUGUGCAUAAAACCAGUUGUCUGCUUCUAAGUGAAAUAAAAGAUAUAUAUGUACAUUACUGUUAUGAAAGUUAUGUAAUAACUUCUACCAGAACUGCUAAGAAGUCUAGUAAUAAUAAUAGCAUUAAUUAUGAGUAAUGGGCAAAUGGCAAAAAACUUGUGUGACCACUUUGCCCUAGGUCAUCAGUUGGGUACUCUUGCUGCUAGCAGUGUUUUUGGCUCUUAACCCAAGAACACUAGAUGAGACUGGGCAUGUUCAGCAAUAUAAAAAAGCACUGAAGCAGCAUUGUCUCACGUAAGGCUUCAUACAAUUUCUUUCACAUUUGGUUUGUGUAGUUUUGACUAUUUAAGAAAUUUAUAAUGUUAAUAUUAUAGAUAUUUAAAAUACAUAUUGAACUAUUUAAAUUUAAUACUGUAAAUUACUGUCAGGUACAGAAACACACAAACUUGCAUAUUAUUUAUGUGAGAAGUUCCAACUAGGUAAAAGUUAAUGAGUAAACAAGUAUUUUAUCCAUUUUCUCUAAUUUCACUCAAUUUUGCAUAGUUUUAAAAUUUUAGCCAGAAGGAAAAUAUGUAAAUGUUCAUCAUAAUUAUUUGUAAGAAUAAUAGUCUAAUGAGCAUUGAAACUGUUUAUCAUUGUCUGAUGUGUUGAAAUGUAGUCAUUAUUAUAAUGAAUAGAAAUGUAGCUAUACACUAUUGGAAAUCACUGAAGUAGCAAGUGUCAAUGAAUUUUGAAUAUGAAAUAACUUUAAUUAAUGUUUACUUGAAGUGAUACAAGGAUAAAUCUAAGAUCACUGUCUAGUUUUUCUGAAAAUGUAUCAAAUCUGAUUGACUCGUUAAUCAAAUAAGAACUUUUAUUACACAGUUUGCAUGUUUGUAUUCAUUACCUCAUGACAUACUGAUAAAGACGUGUGUUAUCGUUUUAGUUUUUAUUUGAGGUAAAGUAUGAUUUUUGUUACAUAAUAGUUACAGAUUUGUACAUAUGCUUUUACUCUUAAACACAUUAGUCCCAUGCUCGGUGCCCAGAUACUGACAAUCCUACAGACUUUUUUGUGCUUUGUUUAGCAGCCAGGUGUUUAAAGUGGCCAGAAACUACCUUAAAAGGCCCAAAAUAACUAAAGUUUAUAUAAUAAACAUGUUCACCUGAAAGUCUCAUGAACUUCACAUAUAGUAUUAAGUUAGUUGGAAAUUUAUAUAAUGCUACAUUUUAAUUCAAAUUUAUAUCUCUUACUAAUGCAUUAAAAUAUUAUGAAUUAAUAUUUGAAAUGUGAGAUAUUUUAGUAUGAAAAUUGUUUAAAAACAUCCUGUGUAUAAAAAUCACAUAUACAAGUCAAGAAUUUUCUUACUAUCUCUCAUUGUGGUGUGUAAUGUUUUUUUUAUUUUUCUUUAGAAAAGGUCAUUUAUACAGAUCAACAAUAUACAGUUUUUCUUUCUUUUUUUUUUCUUGUAUACUUUGACAUUAUCAGUUAUGCAGGAAGCAAACACUAACUCCUGAGAUUGGAAGUGUAUAGUAUGUGGAUUUCAUUAAAAGUAUUUAUUUACU